GUAUUUUAAAGAUUGCACAUGUCCAAACAGAACAUUUGAGAAAUAACGAUAAGAAGUAAAGCUGGUUUGCUGUUCGCGUCAUGAGGUUUAGGUUACAGUUACACUUAAUAGUUGUAGUUUUAUAUUUCAACUGAAUGACAAAGGUAACGCGUCAUUUGUCCUUUAUAGUGUCACUUUUGAAUAACAGGACACACACAAACAGGUCUGGCAACUCUCUCGCCACCGUACGCCCCGCCCUCCAUUGUUGUGUCAAACAAAGCCAUAUCAUUCUCGCCGAUGAUUGGUUGAGCGUAACGACCGACAGCGCUCCCAUUGGCUGAAGACCCCGUCAAUCAAGUGUGCGGGAAAAAUGCUUAAAAUGUACAGCUCCGGCUUUCGAGUGGCACAGAAAGAGAGAGGGAUCGGACGCAAGACGGAAUGAUGUGACAAAACGGACUCUUACGGAUGAUUUAGGGUGUAUCUGAGCAGUAAUGGUGGCACGGACGCGUUUCGUUUCGACCGGGGAUUGUUGUUUUUUUUGUGAAUGGGGAUUUCGUCGCAGGCCUCGGACGUCUGAUUCAUUUUCAUCAUCUGAUUGAUUUAGCACUGUGUUUUAAUUUGUGAAUUGGCGAGAUGAAGAGGGUUAAUAGUUUCCAGAGGUUUAUGAACACCCGCGCGGCUGCAAACUGCCGUUACCAGCCCACGUGUUAUGAGCACGCGGCCAACUGCUACACCCAUGCGCUUCUGAUUGUGCCGGCGUUCGUGGGAAUGGCUCUGUUACACCGGCUGUCAGAUGACCGCUGGGAGCGGAUCACGGCCUGGGUCUACGGCAUGGGUCUGAUUGCUCUUUUCCUCGUCUCCACGGUCUUUCACAUCAUUUCCUGGAAAAAGAGCCACAUGAGGACCAUGGAGCACUGCUUCCACAUGUGUGACAGAGUCGUCAUAUACUUUUUUAUCGCUGCCUCUUACACACCAUGGCUCAACCUCCGGGAGCUCGGGCCGCUCGCCGCUCACAUGCGCUGGUUUGUGUGGCUGAUGGCGGCCGCCGGGACCAUCUAUGUGUUUAACUACCAUGAAAAGUAUAAGUUAGUGGAGCUGGCAUUUUAUUUGACCAUGGGCUUCUUUCCUGCGCUGGUGGUGACAUCAAUGAGUAACACAGACGGGCUGUACGAGCUGGCGUUCGGAGGCUUGGUCUACUGCCUGGGCGUCGUCUUCUUCAAAUCGGACGGCGUGAUUCCAUUCGCUCAUGCCAUCUGGCACAUAUUCGUGGCUCUUGCUGCCGCCAUCCACUACUACGCCAUCUAUGAGUACCUGUACAGCAGUCCCUCGCUGGAGGACAUCAGGGAUGUUUGAGCGCCACGCCUGCCUCCUCUUCCUCUUUCCUCCUCCAUCACCAUAACAUCUCAAGCGGAUGCUCCAAACACCCACAGUUUAACAGUACGACCAUGCAAUGUUUACGGUUUUCUAACCAACUGGAAUCAGUGAUGUGUGUGUGUGUGUCGCAGUCCUGAAUGCACAUUUGCCACAGUUGCACCAAGACGGCAAUGUUUGUGUGUUUUCCCCAUUUUCAUUAGUAUUAUGUAAAUAUAUUCCACUGGAAGCAGAUGAAUUGUGAUUAUUUUUGAUAUUUAAUGAUUUUUUUUCCACACACACACACACGGUAGCAGUUUCAUAUCAUCUGUAGUGAAUUACUUUUCUUUACUCGUGCGACUUUCUGUAUCAAAUCUAUAUUUUUGCAUCUCAACUCACUGGGUUUUUACUUCGUACGUGCGGCUAGUUGUUUUCUACGAAGCGCUGGUGGUUUUCUACACUGCUGGCAUCUCCUUCCCCCGUGUUUCUGCUCUUUCAGCAUUUUUCUAUGCGGCACUUUUCUAACAGGACGAACCACUUCUCUUUGAUACUCCAUUUGGAUAGAAACGAUGUUGACCGCUUGUCUGCACAACCAGGAUUAUGAUGCUUUAGGAUGUUUUUUCUCAUCACCUGAACCACCUUAAAGACACACUUUGUGUCUCAAUUUCAGCACAAUAUUCGAUGGAUUUUUUGAUUAAGAAGCGUUAAACAAUGACACUAGAAUUAUGAAGAAUCUGACAAAAACAGGUCAUAUUUCAUCCCAAAAUCUUUGGAGAUUUGCAGUAUUGCAGUAAAUUUGAAAUUGCAUUGUACUAGGAAAAAACUAAAGCAUACUAUAUUUUAUAAUAUAUAAUUUACAUAU
Messenger RNA from Sinocyclocheilus grahami, 2191 nucleotides. RefSeq names its product monocyte to macrophage differentiation factor-like. Gene Ontology annotation, cellular component: membrane. Gene Ontology annotation, molecular function: pore-forming activity. The coding region runs from base 613 to 1332 and encodes 239 amino acids. NCBI's taxonomy places the organism in Eukaryota, Metazoa, Chordata, Actinopteri, Cypriniformes, Cyprinidae. The transcript has 7 exons. The record is from RefSeq and is a predicted model, not a curated record.